AAUUAAUGAACUCGUCCGCCGACAGAUUGACCAUCUCAAAGAACAGAUUAGGGUUUGCAGGGAGCUGCUGAUGCUGAGGUAGAAGAUGGGGAUGAAGAUGGCAGUACCUUUACGUCAUGCAGGAUCAGCGAUGGAGGGGUUUGCUUGGAAUUGGGCGCACCGUAUGCCGAUCGAGAAUUGGGCGCGCAGCUGGAUCCAUGGGCCCUACCCCAAGCAACUACCACCGCCCAAUUGGUUGACGCCCAAAGAGAUGCAGUCCUACAAAGAUAAGUUGGUGAAAAGCCAGGGCUUCGAUGUUGAUCACUUCCCUCAUGCCAAAGGCCACCUAGUUCGACCGGCUCCACCUGGACUAUUCGACCCUGCUCACUACGACCAUCUUCUUCAGCUUGCUGUUGCUAAUUACACUGCCUCCGAGUGCACGUUGAUAUGCAAUCCCCGACUUGUGAAGUCGAAUUACGAGGCGUGCGGCAUUGGUGAUAUUCACUAUAUUACAUUCGAGGCACUGGACUGUGCUGCCGGUUUUGCUAAAGAGUAUGAGGCUCGUGUGUUCGAUUCUCAAUUCGGAGAAUCAUUCUGCCACUUUUGCAGGGUCAAAGGUUCAAAGAAGAUUCCUCCGAUGCCUCGUGGUGUCUCUGCCCCUUCUCGCCCCAAGAUUGUGGAUUAUAACCCGACGGACUGGUUUUCCUAUAGAACCAUAGGAGGAGGAUUAUAUUUAUAUUUCCGGUUUGCUUACUGGUUCUGUGCAUGGGAAGGUAGGAAAUUGGAAGUCAUGCUAAACGUGAAGAAGCUGAGCUUUGACUGCACAACUAAUAGCUAGGUAGGUAGCUGUUCUGGGGUUAGCUUGGUCCCGAGAUGAGGAAUGAUGUAGUAGAAAUGGAAGUCCAUCGACUUUAAUUAGACAUAUUACUUAUAUCCUGUUCAAUGUAAUUAAGCAACGGUUAGCUAAUGACGUGUGCGUUCCUCUUCUGGGUGGAAGGUUUCGAUUUUCUAUUCCAUCUCUAAUUAUAGUUCCGGUUGGUAUAUGUAUGUA
This is a messenger RNA of Punica granatum (pomegranate), 1030 nucleotides long. The record is from RefSeq and is a predicted model, not a curated record. Lineage: Eukaryota; Viridiplantae; Streptophyta; Magnoliopsida; Myrtales; Lythraceae.